AUGGAGUUUACAGGAAAGCAGAGUACUAGUAGACAGGACGACGAAGAUGAAGCAAUUAUGUAUGCAGGCGUAUUAUGUAGCUCUUUCAUUUUCCCAAUGGUGUUGAAUGCAUGCAUAGAGCUCAAAGUGCUGGAGAUCAUUAGCAAAGCAGGCCCCGACGUGCAACUCUCGCCUUAUACUAUCGCCUCUUACCUUCCAACUCGCAAUCCUCAUGCGCCUGUUGUGCUGGACCGCAUGCUGCAUCUGCUUGCUUCCUACUCUCUUCUCACUUGCUCUGUGCACACUCUCGAUGAUGGCGAGGUUCAGAGACGUUACGGGCUUACGCUUGCCGGGAACUGCUUCGUUAGAAGCGUUGAUAGAGGGUCGCUGGCCCCAUUUUCACUUUUAUCUCGCCACCAAGUUGUCAUGAACUUCUGCUUCCAGUUGAAGGGCGCGGUGCUUGAAGGUGGCUUGGCAUUCGUGAAAACCCAUGGAAUGCCGAUUUAUGAGUACGACAACGUAGUAGAUCCUACAUUCGGAGAGGCUUUCGAUGAGGCAAUGGGUCAACACUCCACCCUUAUCACGAAACAAAUUCUCAAAAAAUACAAGGGUUUUGAGGGCCUUUCAUCAUUAGUUGAUGUCGGUGGCGGAGUCGGCUCCACCCUCAACUUGAUCAUCUCCGACUACCCUUCCAUUAAGGGCAUUAACUUCGAUUUGCCCGGACCAUUAAGGAAUGCCCCGUCUUAUACUGGCAUAGAGCAUGUUGGAGGCAGUAUGUUUGAAGAAGUUCCGAAAGGUGAUGCCAUAAUGUUGAAGCAAAUACUCCAUAACUGGGAAGAUGAGGAAUGCUUGAAAAUACUAAGGAAUUGCUACAAAGCGUUGGGGGAGGGCAGAAAGGUAAUUGUGAUUGAUCCAUUUGUGUCUGUGGCUCCGGAGACGACCCUCGUGGGUAGGUUUGCUUCGCAGUAUGACAAUAUUAUGUCUAGUAUGAUUGGAGGAAAAGAAAGGACGGAGAUUGAGUUCAAGGCCUUGGCCUUAGCAGCUGGUUUUUCAACUUCCCGAGUUGCUUGCUGUGCUUCUGGUUAUUGGAUCAUGGAGUUCACCAAAUAAUUAACAGGAUGAAACUAAAUUGGUGUUCGAUGGGACGUCACAUGUCAUCUUCUCAUUGGAGGUGAUCAAAAGAUAAUUUGAUUUGUGUUUUAAUAAAUUACUGAAACACCAAAUAUUGGUCCAUAAGAAUUAA
Messenger RNA from Corylus avellana, 1222 nucleotides. Its product is annotated as caffeic acid 3-O-methyltransferase-like. Lineage: Eukaryota; Viridiplantae; Streptophyta; Magnoliopsida; Fagales; Betulaceae. The record is from RefSeq and is a predicted model, not a curated record. Gene Ontology annotation, molecular function: O-methyltransferase activity; protein dimerization activity.